This is a messenger RNA of Entamoeba dispar SAW760, 1521 nucleotides long. RefSeq lists its product as uncharacterized. The transcript has a single exon. Gene Ontology annotation, molecular function: GTPase activator activity. NCBI's taxonomy places the organism in Eukaryota, Evosea, Mastigamoebida, Endamoebidae. Bases 1 to 1521 code for a protein of 506 amino acids. Gene Ontology annotation, biological process: activation of GTPase activity. The record is from RefSeq and is a predicted model, not a curated record.
AUGUUUGAUUUGAGAACAGUACUUCCAAACUUCUAUUGUCAACACAUGCCUUCUUACAAUAAGCAACACCAAAUCCCAGUUGUUUUUAUGUCAUUUGAAUUAAUACAUUCAAUGUUUCUUGAUCAAACAGCAAAAAUAUGUGAUAUUGUUAAACCACCAACAAACCAAUUGACAUAUGAAAAAGUUACAGAACAAAUAGAAAUAUUAAAAUAUAAUUUUAAAGAAGAAAGAGAAAGAACUUUAUGGGGAGAUAUUCAUCUAUGUGAAAUAAAAAAUUUAUUAUUAAGUCUUCGAUGGAGACUAUUUUUAAAGUGUUUACCAGAAGAUAGUUCAUUAUGGACAUCUGUUAUAAAUGAAGAAAGAAAAAAAUAUGAAGAGCUUUGUAUUAAAUAUUCAAAUGAACUUAUUUAUUUAAGUAAUUCUAACCCAUUAGAAUCAUAUUCAAAUGAAGCAAAUCUUAUUGCACCAGAUCCAAAUGAAAGUAUUGGUAUUGACACAGAGAAAGUAAAAGUAUCAUGGGAUAUUAAAAAAGAUAUUAGAAGAACUAAAUUAGAAAAGAAAUUUCAAACGUGUGAAAAUAGACAAAUGUUACAUCGUAUUUUAUUUCUUUUUGCUAUUAAACAUCCUGAACUUAAUUAUACACAAGGAAUGAAUGAAUUAAUUGCUGUAAUUUUUAAUGUAACUAUUAUAGAUUAUUCAAAGAUAUCAAAAUUACUUGAACAACAAAAAAAUUCACAGACAAAUACACUUUUAAGACAACUAUUCUCUCCUCAAUACCUUGAACAUGAUGUUUAUUGUCUUUUUGAGCAUUUAAUGGAUAUUGUAAAUAUAUGGUAUGAAAGUACUGAAAACAGUUCUAACACAAUACUAUUUCGUUGUGAACAAAUAGCAGAAAUAUUAAGAGUUAAAGAUCCACAUAUUUAUCAAAUGUUUUCUACUCUUGGUGUUGAACCACAACUAUUUUUAUUAAGGUGGGUUAGAAUUCUUUUUUGUCAAAUGUUUAAUACUAAUGAAUUAUAUUAUAUUUGGGAUAUCUUAUUUGCCCAUAAUAAUCCAUUAUCUCUUUUAAAUUAUCUUUGUGUUGUAUUAAUGUUAUUACCAAGAAGUAAAAUUUGUAGUGGUGAUGGAGUAAAUGUUUUUAAUAUCUUUUUUAAUUAUCCCAAUGAUUUCUCUAUUUAUUUCAUUACUCAUUGUGCUAUUAUUACUGAAAAAGAAAAAGGUCGUCCUCUUUUUGAAGUUCUUUUCCCUAUUCAAACCCUCAAAAAAGACAAAAGGAAAACAAAAUCUCCUUCUUUACAGCAAAUUCAAAAAGAAUUAACUUUUAACACAUCUAAUACUCUUGACACUGACUCAAUGUAUAUGCAAUUAGUGUUUAUUGAAGAUUCUUUAGAAAAAGCUAUGGAAUCUCUUCCUUCUUCUUCAAAGGAAAGACAAUUAGUUUCUCAAGGAUUAAAAGAAGUUAUUAAAAUGAAAAUAGAUGUGAAGUUAGCACAAACUUUCCCUAAAAGAAGGGAUUAUUAA